This is a messenger RNA of Vigna radiata var. radiata (mung bean), 1012 nucleotides long. RefSeq names its product protein DEHYDRATION-INDUCED 19 homolog 6. The coding region runs from base 170 to 778 and encodes 202 amino acids. The record is from RefSeq and is a predicted model, not a curated record. NCBI's taxonomy places the organism in Eukaryota, Viridiplantae, Streptophyta, Magnoliopsida, Fabales, Fabaceae. The transcript is spliced from 5 exons.
AAGUUCACAAAGCCGGUGGUGAUAAAUAACUGAUGGGAAAGCAAAGUCUUUAUCUCCUUUGAGUACUUCAGACCCAAAACAUUUACCUCUCUCAUCUCAACCCUCAACUACUUCACCACUUCCACUCAAAUACCACAAUUUUUGUUUGCCUCAAGAACCUGCUCACAUCAUGGACUUCGAGUUCAGGGCUAGUUUUCAUUCUGUCAAACACCUCUCUGCUGUGCAAGCUGCUAGACUUCACUCUGAUAACUAUUCAGUGAUCCAUUACACGGAUGUGGAUAAUGACGGCCUGUGCAAUUUCCGAUGUCCUUUUUGUGAUUUUGAAAUUGAAGUUCCUCUACUCUGCACCAAUUUGGAAGAGGAUCAUUGCUAUGCCCUAAAAAAUGUGGUUUGUCCCGUGUGUGAAGAAAAUUUAGGGAAGGAUUCAAUCGUGCAAUUUACACAUUCAAACUCUCGAAAGUGGGCGUGGAAGCCUGAGAAAUCUAGCAUCUGGUCUGGUAACGCAGCAAUGCUAGGUAAGAAGCUGGCUACCAGGGGGAACAAACAAGAAUCAAUAACUGAUCCACUUUUGACACCAUUCAUCUGCAACCCUGUUCCAAACUUAAACAAUCUCCAUCCAGAUGAAAACUCCAGCUCCAGCAGCAAGGAUAUAAAUAUUCCUGAUGCAAAAGGGUCUGGCAAAGAUGAACCAGAUGUAGGUGAUGAGCAGGAUCAGGAAGAGAAAAGGCUGAGGGCAGCUUUUGUUCAGCAGUUGUUAUUCUCAACUAUAUUGGAGUAAAUGUGUUACCAGAAUUUACGGUCACACACAGCAUGGUUUGGUAGCAGCUCCUUUUCAGAUUGCCUCAUGCUGAUUCAACAGGCACUGAGUUUUAUUGUGCUGUAUGGGUGUAGGGGAUGUGAAGUAGUCUAAGCCAUAGUUAUAUGUAUUUAACUAUAUUUCAUAUCUUUCAAUUGAAGUUUGCCGUUUGGUAUACUAUAUAAAAAUUCGUCAAUCUGCUUUAUCUUUACCUUA